Corythoichthys intestinalis (scribbled pipefish) is the source of this 1181-nucleotide messenger RNA. RefSeq names its product retinoschisin-like. The transcript has 5 exons. The record is from RefSeq and is a predicted model, not a curated record. The coding region runs from base 17 to 784 and encodes 255 amino acids. NCBI's taxonomy places the organism in Eukaryota, Metazoa, Chordata, Actinopteri, Syngnathiformes, Syngnathidae.
CCGGUCGAGCAGCGACAUGGAGGCCAGCGUCCGUUGCGCCGCCGUCAUCUUCCUCCUUAUUUUCACGCAGGCCCUGACUGCUGUUCACUCACAGGAGGAGGAGGAGAUGCUGCAGGUGGAAGAGGAGCUACAGGAGGAGGAUCAGCAAAUCCUGGACUCCUGGACUCCCAGUAACGUGCAAGAGUGUACAUGCGACUGUGAAGCCAUCGCACCCACCCGCUUUCCCAACCCCGUUGUGACCGCCCCGCCCCCGCCGGAGCCCCCUCGGUACAGCUCGCCCAACUGCAUGCCCGAAUGCCCGUACCACCGAGCUCUGGGCUUCGAGUCGGGCUCGGUGACAUCGGAGCAGAUCAGUUGCUCGCACCAGGACCAGUACAGCAGCUGGUACUCGUCCUGGGUCCCCAAUAAGGCUCGACUUAACAACCAGGGCUUUGGGUGCGCGUGGCUCUCCAAGUACAACGACCUGCACCAGUGGCUCCAAAUCGACCUAAAGGAAGUGGGCGUGGUCUCGGGCAUCCUGACGCAAGGACGCUGCGACUCGGACGAGUGGAUCACCAAGUACAGCGUCCAGUACCGAACCGUGGAAACUCUGAACUGGGUCUACUAUAAAGAUCAAACAGGAAACAACAGAGUGUUCUACGGGAAUUCGGAUCGCUCGUCGACAGUGCAGAACCUUCUGCGCCCGCCCAUUGUGGCGCGCUACAUUCGACUGCUGCCUCUGGGCUGGCACACUCGCAUCGCCAUACGUAUGGAGUUGCUCAUGUGCAUGAACAAGUGCACCUGAACUCAACACUCGCGGGAGGAAGUCGGGGAAGAAAAUAACGCACUUUCAUUUAAGAAGAGUCGGUGAUUAAAAUGGAAAUUUGCAGUUGAGAAUCUACAUGGUGAAAUAUUUUAGUUUUCAAGCUGUGAUUGUGGGAAAACAAGCAGUACGCACAAGAACAUGAUAAAUAAUAAAUAUUUGUUGUUUUGUCUCAUCUCUUUUGGUUUGAUUUAGAGCAGUGGUUCUUAAAGUGCAUGUGACACGAAAAAGCAUGUUUAUUUCAUAAUACACGCGGUAUUUUAUGCUCCUGAAUGAUAUGGACCGCUUUGAUGUGUGUGGAAGCGAUCACUAUACAGUGGUACCUCGACAUACGAUCGCUUCGACACACGAUCUUUUCGACAUCCGACGUAAAAUUUGA